This is a messenger RNA of Pyricularia pennisetigena, 2157 nucleotides long. RefSeq lists its product as uncharacterized. Gene Ontology annotation, biological process: glycogen biosynthetic process. Bases 1 to 2157 code for a protein of 718 amino acids. Gene Ontology annotation, molecular function: alpha-1,4-glucan glucosyltransferase (UDP-glucose donor) activity. The record is from RefSeq and is a predicted model, not a curated record. NCBI's taxonomy places the organism in Eukaryota, Fungi, Ascomycota, Sordariomycetes, Magnaporthales, Pyriculariaceae. The transcript is spliced from 5 exons. Gene Ontology annotation, cellular component: cytoplasm.
AUGUCCUUUGCCUACAGUACUGCUGCCGAUAUGGCGGAAGGCGGAGAACGCGAGCCUCGCGAGGUCAAGAACCACAUCCUGUUUGAGAUUGCAACCGAAGUUGCACACAGAGUUGGCGGUAUCUACUCCGUCAUCAAAUCGAAAGCUCCCGUUACGACGGCCGAGUAUGGCGACCGCUACACCUUGAUUGGUCCGCUCAAUCAUACUUCUGCUGCUGUCGAAGUUGAGGAGCUCGAACCGAAGGACCCUGCGCUCACUGCCACGAUCCAGUCGAUGAAGGAUCGUGGCAUCGGCAUAUUAUACGGACGAUGGCUUAUCGAGGGUGCACCGCGCGUCCUGCUAAUCGAUACAAAGACUGCCUACCAGCAUCUCGACGAGUGGAAGACUGAUCUUUGGAACGUUGCUUCCAUCCCUUCGCCUCCUGGUGACGACGAGACCAACGAGGCCAUUGUGUUUGGUUACCUGGUUGCUUGGUUCCUGGGAGAGUAUGUUUGCCACGAGAAGAAGAAGGCGGUCAUUGCCCAUUUCCACGAAUGGCUUGCGGGAGUUGGACUGCCUCUGUGCAAAAAGCGACGUAUUGAUGUCACCACCAUCUUCACCACUCACGCCACUCUGCUGGGAAGAUAUCUUUGUGCUGGUUCCGUCGAUUUCUACAACAAUCUCCAGUGGUUUGAUGUGGAUGCUGAAGCUGGAAAGCGUGGUAUUUACCACCGAUACUGCAUCGAGCGUGCUGCUGCCCACUCGUGCGAUGUCUUCACCACUGUCUCGCACAUCACUGCAUACGAAAGUGAGCACUUGCUGAAGCGCAAGCCCGAUGGUGUCCUGCCCAACGGAUUAAACGUGACCAAGUUUGCAGCCAUGCACGAGUUCCAAAACCUCCACGCCCAAUCCAAGGAAAAGAUCCACGACUUUGUUCGGGGCCACUUCUAUGGCCACUAUGACUUUGAGCCCGAGAAUACUCUGUACUUCUUCACAGCCGGUCGGUACGAGUUCAGGAACAAGGGCUGCGACAUGUUCAUUGAGUCUCUGGCGAGGCUCAACCACCGUCUCAAAGCCUCUGGAAGUAAGACUACUGUCGUGGCUUUCGUCAUCAUGCCUGCUCAGACGUCCUCCCUCACUGUGGAAGCCCUGCGGGGUCAGGCCGUGGUCAAGUCUCUCCGGGACACAGUCGAUGUGAUUGAGAAGAGCAUUGGUCGCAGGAUCUUUGAGCGUUCUCUGAAGUGGCAUGAUGGCGACCCUCUUCCCGACGAGAAGGAACUGAUUACUAGCCAGGACCGCGUGCUACUCCGCAGACGUCUGUUUGCCAUGAAGCGUCACGGGCUUCCGCCCAUUGUCACCCACAACAUGGUGAACGACGCCGAAGAUCCAAUCCUCAACCAAAUCCGUCGUGUCCAGCUCUUUAACCACCCAUCAGAUCGCGUCAAGAUUGUUUUCCACCCAGAAUUCCUCAAUUCGGCCAACCCUGUGCUGCCCCUCGACUACGAUGAUUUCGUCCGUGGAACCCAUCUCGGCGUCUUUGCAUCAUACUACGAGCCGUGGGGUUACACCCCGGCCGAGUGCACCGUCAUGGGUGUUCCCUCGAUCACGACCAAUCUCUCGGGCUUCGGUUGCUACAUGGAAGAGUUGAUUGAAAACUCUAGCGACUACGGCAUAUACAUCGUAGACCGCAGGACCAAGGGUGUCGACGACUCUGUCAAUCAGCUUACCAACUGCAUGUUGGAGUUUUGCCAGAAGAGCCGUAGGCAGCGCAUCAAUCAACGCAACCGUACCGAGCGGCUUAGCGACCUCCUUGACUGGAAGCGAAUGGGACUCGAGUACAUAAAGGCGCGUCAACUUGCACUACGUCGGGCCUACCCGAACUCGUUCGACGGUGACGACACAGCCGAUUUUAUGAACAACAGCGACCAAAAGAUCUCGCGUCCCUUCUCGGUCCCCGGAUCUCCUCGUGACAGGGCUGGGAUGAUGACGCCUGGUGACUUUGCCAGUCUGCAGGAGGGCAGGGAGGGACUGAGCACUGAGGACUACGUAUCGUGGAAGCUUCCGGAGGAGGAGGACCCCGAUGAGUACACUUUCCCCCUGACCCUGGGGGCGAAACAGCGGCCUUCAGGCCCCGCCAGCCCGCUUGACGGCGUGCAUCUCAACGGCAACGGCAACUAG